Messenger RNA from Colletotrichum orchidophilum, 222 nucleotides. RefSeq lists its product as uncharacterized. The record is from RefSeq and is a predicted model, not a curated record. Lineage: Eukaryota; Fungi; Ascomycota; Sordariomycetes; Glomerellales; Glomerellaceae. The transcript has a single exon. The coding region runs from base 1 to 222 and encodes 73 amino acids.
AUGGAGUGUAGGAUAAACUGUGGCUCGUGUGAGAUGGCGGCCGCCACAGUCGGGCUGAGGGUGAAGAAAGAGGAUAGUGUACGGAGUAACCUGUGGACUAACUUGUUCAUCCUGACGUUGGGCUGCGAGGCGCCAGCUGUCAUGACGGCGAGGGCUGAGGGCGGACACGGGAAGACUUCCAAACGUAGGAUGGCUGCUAUGGACCAAAGUACUUGGCUUUGA